AUGACACCACCAAUCGACCCCCUCCGCGCACGCAUCUUCUCCGAACUAAACCUCCAACUAACGCACCCCUCGAUCCCCAAACCCCUCCUGAACGAAUGCUCAAAACACCUCGCUUUCCUCGUGCGGUACUACGCCAACGACCCUGACUGUAAUCCGUUGAGGGUUAGUGUGCCGAUUGUUGAGGUGCCUGUAGUCGUACCUCGUAUGGGUAUGGGAGAGGAUGAAGAGGAAGAUGAGGAGGAUGAAGAGGACGAGGACGAGGACGAGGAGGACCUAGAGAUAGAGAUAGGCCUGAAAAUCGCAUUAGUAGUUUUUGAGGAAAAAAGAAGGAAAAGCUCCGUACAGACAAGGAUGGAAGGACUGAGAAAACUGAAGAUGGAGAGAUUGUAUGGUGUGGGUAAGGUGUUGGGGGAGGAAGAGACAGAAGACGACUUGACACCAACGGUGAAGACGAAGAAUGGUAUUGAGACUGGUGACCCCGUUAGUAAGAUCGUCGGAUCUCGAUAUUGUCCUCCUGUGUCGGCGUCUGGUACUGGUACUUCUGUUUUGUCUACGGCUGCGAAGCCAAGGAUGCGUGUACUUAUCGAGACGACUGGUACGCUGGGACAUUACAAGUGCUUGGUUGCUAAGCUCUGUGGUAUGGCCGAGCGUGUCGUAGCCGGACUGUUGGACGGUGAUGAGGACAUGGUGCGUGCGUGCGAAGAGGUCAAGAGAAAUAAAGGCAAGAAGGCGGGUGCGGAUGUGGGGAAGAGACCGGUGUGGGAUGUUGAGGCAUGUGGGGAGUGGUGUUAG
Alternaria metachromatica is the source of this 792-nucleotide messenger RNA. RefSeq lists its product as uncharacterized. The record is from RefSeq and is a predicted model, not a curated record. Lineage: Eukaryota; Fungi; Ascomycota; Dothideomycetes; Pleosporales; Pleosporaceae. Bases 1 to 792 code for a protein of 263 amino acids. The transcript has a single exon.